Messenger RNA from Moneuplotes crassus, 1145 nucleotides. NCBI's taxonomy places the organism in Eukaryota, Ciliophora, Spirotrichea, Euplotida, Euplotidae. The record is from the annotation of a GenBank genome assembly.
UUAUACUAUUAUAAAAGUGUUAAAAAUGUCUUCUGCUUCAGGAAGUAUACUUAUCCCAGACUCAUACACACGAGCUCAGCCCCAAAGUAGCUUAAAACAAGGCAUUAUGAUGGCUGUAAUAGCAGUUCUAAGCUGAGCAGUGAUCCUACCCUUCAUGAAACUAUAUUAUGAGGUACCUGCAAGCAUGGUUUGCUUCUGGAGAUAUUUUUUGACUUCGGUUUAUUGCAUCCCAAUAUCCUUGAUAAUUUGGAAGAAGAAAAACUCAGAAAUUGAUUAUAAAGAAGUAUACACAUUGGAGACCAUGAAAGAGUUGUUCCUCGGAGGAUUCUGAUUUGCACUCGGAUUUUAUUUUAUGGUACUCUCUGCAGAUUACACACUGAUUAUGCACACAUCUGCGAUUACAAAUACUGGAGGAAUAUUAUCAGUGGCAAUCAGCCUGAUAGCCUGAACCCAGAUUCAUCGAUUUGAAAUCUAUGGAACAAUAUUAGUAUGCAUAGGAGUCUGAGGUUUCCUGUUAGACAACACUUCAGCAAAGAUGCAUGGAGAAACAAAUAUUAUUCUAGGAGAUUUCAUAGCCCUAUUUGCAAUGCCUUGUUAUCUAGUAUCCUAUAUCAAUAACGCUAAAGCUUGUAAAAAGAUGCCAUCACUGAUAGUAUUUCACAUUUUCAUGGUCGUACAAGUUAUUUCGUUCGUUGCUUAUUUCCUCUUAUUCUCUAAGAUUCCAUGGCAGACACUAUUUUCUGAUGAUAUUAAAGAUGGCUUCUUUGGAUGGUCAAAACCAGAAUUUAUAUUUUAUUCCUUAGUCAUUGUGACACCAAUUUGCGGAAUAAUAGGUACAGGGUCCGGAGUAAUGCUGUUGGAAUAUUUCCCUGCACAUAUCGUAGCAGGAAUCUACCUCCUAGAUCCCUUCGCUACUCAAGUAGUGUCAGUUAUUAUAAACUUGGAUGGCUAUCCAUCAUUGACCACUUGAAUUGCGGCUGUAUUUAUCACAAUAGGACUUGGGCUUAGCAUCAGAGGGAACCAACUUCAAAAGCUUGAGGCUCUUCUGGAACCUUCAUAUGAAGCUAAAAUAGCUCUUAAUUCAGUUGAGCUUUCUGAGAAGUCAGUACACCAAAACUUGUAGUGGGCUAUUUACAUUCAAUCUA